Echinops telfairi (small Madagascar hedgehog) is the source of this 1766-nucleotide messenger RNA. It is a transcript of the gene DAZAP2, whose product is annotated as DAZ associated protein 2. The transcript is spliced from 4 exons. The record is from RefSeq and is a predicted model, not a curated record. Lineage: Eukaryota; Metazoa; Chordata; Mammalia; Afrosoricida; Tenrecidae. Bases 83 to 745 code for a protein of 220 amino acids.
GACACGGAAGUGACUCCGAACAGGAAGAGGACGAAAAAAAUAACCGUCCGCGACGCCGAGCCGAACCAGACCCGCAGGCACCAUGAACAGCAAAGGUCAAUAUCCAACGCAGCCGACCUACCCAGUGCAGCCUCCCGGGAAUCCAGUGUACCCUCAGACCUUGCAUCUUCCUCAGGCUCCACCCUAUACCGAUGCUCCACCUGCCUACUCAGAGCUCUAUCGUCCGAGCUUUGUGCACCCAGGGGCUGCUACAGUCCCCACCAUGUCAGCGGCAUAUCCUGGCACCUCCCUGUAUCUUCCCAUGGCCCAGUCUGUGGCUGUGGGGCCUUUAGGUUCCACUAUCCCCAUGGCUUACUACCCAGUUGGGCCCAUCUACCCACCUGCCUCCUCCCCCUGGAUGCCCUCCGAAUGCCGCUCAGCUGGCAGUCAUGCAAGGAGCCAAUGUCCUUGUAACUCAGCGGAAGGGGAACUUCUUCAUGGGGGGCUCAGAUGGUGGCUACACCAUCUGGUGAGGAGCCAGGGCCGCGUCUGUGCCGGGGAAGACAUCACAUACCGUCAGCACUUCUCACAAUGUAACUGCUUUAGUCAUAUUAACCUGAAGUUGCAGUUUAGACACAUGUUGUUGGGGUGUCUUUCUGGUGCCCAAACUUUCAGGCACUUUUCAAACUUAAUAAGGAACCAUGUAAUGGUAGCAGUACCUCCCAAAAGCAUUUUGAGGCCGGGGAGGUCUCCAUUCAUCAAAUGAAUGUGGGUGAAAGAACCCUACGGAGACUCCUUGGCUUCCUCCGGAGUCCUACUGUACUAUACUAUACUGGUCUUUGCUUUUAGUCAUGAAACAUCCAAAUUAGGUUUGGAGGGGAACUUUGAUCUUCCUAAGAAUUAAAGUUGCCAAAUUACUUUGAUUGGUCUUUAAUCUCCUUCAAGUCUUUGAUUUAUAUUACUUGCUAUAAAUGAAACGCAUUAGUUGUCUACCUUUUCCUUUCUACCCCCGGUCUCCUGCCCCUGCUGCCAAUCUCCAUCGAAUCAAUGGUGCAGGACAGAAAGCCUCUCCUCGCCCUUCUCCCUACUUGUCAUCUUUGAAAUAGUCAUUCACCAGGAUCCUCUGAAACCCCCUCUGCUCCAAGCACGGACCCCAUUAACUUCUGCUUUCCAUUCUCAGGCGAGACUGGAGAGUGUCAUGCAGAUCAUUUUUUAAGGGGGCGUGGGGUGCUUCUCAUAGGCUGCCUCUGCAUGAGAGAACCGAACCCCAAUGUGCUGUGGUGCCAGAAAGCCAGUGAGGCUGUGUUUGAACCAAGGCUAGCGAUGCUGACCAGACUGUAGCCAAGUCGGCUUCGAUGGGAAUGAGCGGGGAAGAGAAGGGUGCCCAGUGAUGUGGAGCCAAACUAAGGGGAGUUUUGAGGUCCAAAACACCAGUUCCCAUUUAUUGUCAAGAAUACCCGAUACAGCCACUCCUGGCUCCCCAAAGUCCCUCCGCUGGGUUAAUGGGGUCACAUUAUGAAUGCCUCACUAUGUCCAGUCUCAUUAGGGUGAAGAAUAUUUCAGGGAUCCUUAAUUUUUUUUCUUUCUGAAAUUGGAUCUUAUCAUUUCAGUUCAUCAAAAUUUGUGUUCUGUACAUGUGAUGUUCGACUGUACCAUUGACUGUUAUGGAAGUUCAGCGUUGUAUGUCUCUCUACACUGUGGUGCACUUAACUUGUGGAUUUUUUUAUACUAAAAAUGUAGAAUAAAGACUAUUUUGAAGAUUUGAAUAAAGUGAUGAAGUUGCAUUA